AUGGCAAUACCAGCCGUGCCAUUGAGAUGUGUACCACCGCCGGUUAGUUUUGAAAAUGACCCGAAAAAUUCCGUGCCAUAUGGGAAAAAUGAUGAUGGUGGGAAAAAAGGAACUAAAGAGAACGAGAAUAAUGCGUGUUCACUUGACGAGUUGUGGAAGCAGGACUCGGACAAAUUAGCAGCAGUUGUUGCGGAGGCUAAAAGAUACUUCGAUGCCUUUGAUGUUAAGUGUUCCGAGAAAUCACCGGCCUUGCACAGACGUUCGCCGAUUGUGGAACCAAAUCCUGAGUUUGUGGAACAAGAAAAAAGUGUGCACGGGAAUUUUAUAGAAAGCUUUUUUGUGAAAGAAACUUCUGAAUUAAAAAACAAGUUGGAAGAUUACGAGGAUGAAGUUUGCAUUUUAUCACCCAAGGAGUGGAGAGAAUCGCGUGUUCGUGAAAAGGUGAACUUUGGUGGAAUCCGUGAAGGCAUUUCUAGUUGUGAGCCAAUGGACACUAAAAGUGUGGAGGAAAAGAAGGAUCACAUUUCAACAAAAUUGGAUGAAUGUGCGCUUUUCGAAGAUAACGAUCCUAAAUACUGCGGCGGCGGAAACCAGGAAGAAUUAAUCAAUUUGAACAUUGUGAAACGUGAGGAACCUAAGGGGCUCAUGGUGCGGGAGGCUUUGAGGUUGUUUGAAAAGAAUUAUAAUGAACUCAUGAAGGAGCGCAAAAUUGAGCCAAAAGCGGGAAGGAAAAAUGCUUACAUCCAUCUCGAGGCCGCAAAUUGCCUUAAGAUAGACGUAUCCGGAAUAGAUCAUGUGAUUCUCAAUGGGAAGAAAUACGCAAAUAGUGUUGUGGAUUCGGGCCGUUAUAAGAAUACGUCGAAAACAAAUGAUGUCUUGAUUUACUCGGGCCAGGGUGGGACUGUAAAGACCAUCGAUAGCUCGGUUGAUCAAAAGCUUGAGAGGGGGAAUCUGGCGUUGAUGAAUAGAAAGGAGAUGAAAAAUCCCAUUAGAGUCACUUAUAAAAGAAAGAGUCACGCGUGCCCUGAGCGCGGGGUUGUGUAUGUUUAUGACGGGCUCUACAUCAUAAAUAAUGUGUGGCAAGAGAAGGAUCAAACGGGCAAGCUCGUGUUUCGGUUCGAAUUGCACCGAUUGCCCGGCCAACUGAGGCCUCACCAACAAGACAAGUCAAAAAUGGAGGUUUGCAUGGUUGAUGAUAUUUCAGGAGGAAAAGAGAAAAUGCCGAUACGGGCGGUGAACAACGUGGAUGACGUUAGGCUCCUCCCGAAGUUCGUGUACAUCACCCGCAUGGUGUAUCCCGAUUGGUUCAAGAAAGUUGAGCCCUUAGGUUGUGAUUGCGUGAAUGGAUGCUUGGAUUCCCACCAAUGCCCUUGCCUUGUGAAAAAUGGGGGCGAAAUCCCGUACAACGAAAACGGGUCUAUUUUACGGAGAAAGCGUAGGGUUCACGAGUCUGGGCCCUUGUGCAAGUGCCCUCCCACUUGCAUGAACCGAGUGAGCCAACACGGCCCGCGUUAUCGGCUGGAGAUUUUCAAGACCGAGCUACGUGGUUGGGGCGUGCGGUCGCGUGAUCUCAUCCCGUCGGGUGGUUUUGUGUGUGAGUAUUUGGGGGAGUUUUUACGGGAAAAAGAGGCCGACUUGAGAGUGGGUGGAGACGAGUAUCUAUUUGACAUAUAUAUUAGCCGUGGGGGGCGGGUGGAUGGGUUUGCUAUAGAUGCGGGCGUUUAUGGAAAUGUUGGGAGGUUUAUUAACCAUGUUGCUCACCUAAUAUGUAUGUGCAAGACGUUCUUUAUGACCACGCGCAGGGGCGGAGCCAGGGGGUGGCUCACCCGGGCUCCAGCCCAGUCUAAAUUUUUGUCUAAUAUAAAUAUGUAG
Messenger RNA from Striga hermonthica, 1872 nucleotides. The record is from the annotation of a GenBank genome assembly. Lineage: Eukaryota; Viridiplantae; Streptophyta; Magnoliopsida; Lamiales; Orobanchaceae.